Zingiber officinale is the source of this 777-nucleotide messenger RNA. Its product is annotated as outer envelope membrane protein 7-like. The transcript has 2 exons. The record is from RefSeq and is a predicted model, not a curated record. Lineage: Eukaryota; Viridiplantae; Streptophyta; Magnoliopsida; Zingiberales; Zingiberaceae. Bases 73 to 309 code for a protein of 78 amino acids.
UCUUUUUUUUUCCAAAGAAACCCCAACGAGACUGCCUGCUACGGCGAGAGUAACAACGAUCAGAUCGGAGAGAUGGCAGCCAUAACAACCGCGGUGGUGGCGAUAGCGGCGGUCAUCCUGGGCUGGAUCACCAUCGAGAUCGCCUGCAAGCCCUGCCUCGAGCAAGGCCGCAACGCCAUCGACCGAGCCCUCGACCCCAACUACGACCCCGACUCGGCCCAUAACCCCUCUCCUGCCGCCGCCAACGAGCCCCUUCUCCGCGACGACCAACCCGCCCCCUCUGCUCCGCCGGCCCCCAAGAUCGCCUGACCAGAGUGGGAAUUUGCGAUCUGUAGUGUUUUAUCGGAAACAAAAAUGCGAUUUUGGUGGUUCGACAAGUGCGGUGCAAUAGUUAGGGCAGAGUCGUACCGAUCAGUGAAGAAUGCACGAUGCUGCCAGCCGCCAUCUUCUUGAUCGCCAACACCUUCCACCUCGAUAGGGCUUUUCUUCUUCCAUACCCUCCAUCUCUUGUGGCAUGUCAUCUUCUCCGUUGUAAACUCGCACAAAUUCAACCACCAGAUUCACGGCUUGGCGCAGUUUUAUCGAGAGUGCUGUUGCUGCUUCCCCCUGUAUAUGUUUCGUAGACCUUCCUGUAACUUCCUUCGCCUGAUGGAAGACAACAAUAAGAUCCUGAACAACAAUUCAGACUUGCAGGUGUUGUGUUCGAUACAUGCUCUAAACCGUAGGAAUAAGAUAGAAAUGUCACGGCAACAAAGGAAGAGUAUACGUCAAUGCACA